AUGGGACAACAACAGUCCGGUUUCGGUGGAAGAGGCAACGACCGCGGUGCUGGAGAUGGUGACAAGAAGGAAAAGAAGAAGUACGAAGCCCCAAUUCCAUCAAGAAUUGGAAAAAAGAAGAAGGGAUCAAAGGGUCCGGACGCUGCUAGCAAACUUCCAGCAGUUACCCCUCAUGCCAGAUGUCGUCUGAAGUUGCUGAAGAGCGAGCGUAUCAAGGAUUAUCUCUUGAUGGAGCAAGAGUUCAUUCAGAACCAGGAGCGGCUGAAGCCACAAGAGGAGAGACAAGAGGAAGAGCGUGCCAAGGUCGACGAGCUUCGCGGAACACCAAUGGCUGUUGGAUCUCUUGAAGAAAUCAUCGAUGACCAACAUGCAAUCGUGUCGACGAAUGUUGGUAGCGAGCACUACGUCAACAUCAUGUCCUUCGUUGACAAAGAACAACUCGAACCAGGAUGCUCCGUUCUUCUGAAUCACAAGAAUCAUGCAGUCAUCGGAGUACUUUCUGAUGACACGGACCCAAUGGUAUCCGUCAUGAAACUUGAGAAAGCCCCACAAGAAACAUAUGCUGAUGUUGGAGGACUUGAUCAACAAAUUCAGGAAAUCAAGGAAGCAGUUGAGCUGCCGCUCACUCACCCGGAAUACUACGAAGAGAUGGGAAUCCGACCGCCAAAGGGAGUCAUUCUCUAUGGUUGCCCUGGAACCGGAAAGACCCUCCUUGCUAAAGCUGUUGCCAAUCAAACCUCAGCAACAUUCCUUCGUAUCGUCGGUUCCGAGUUGAUUCAGAAGUACCUCGGAGACGGACCAAAAAUGGUUAGAGAGCUUUUCCGCGUUGCCGAAGAAAAUGCUCCAUCAAUUGUUUUUAUUGAUGAAAUUGAUGCUGUCGGAACGAAGCGUUAUGACUCUAACUCUGGAGGAGAGCGUGAAAUUCAGCGUACUAUGCUCGAGUUGCUCAAUCAACUUGACGGAUUUGACUCGCGCGGAGAUGUCAAAGUUCUCAUGGCCACGAACCGUAUUGAAUCAUUAGACCCCGCCCUGAUUCGUCCUGGUCGUAUUGAUCGUAAAAUUGAGUUCCCGUUGCCUGAUGAGAAAACGAAACGCCGUAUCUUCCAGAUUCAUACAUCCCGAAUGACUCUCAGUGAAGAUGUCAAUCUCGAAGAAUUCAUCACAGCUAAAGACGAGUUGAGUGGUGCUGACAUUAAGGCCAUGUGUACAGAAGCUGGUCUGUUGGCUCUUCGUGAACGUCGGAUGCGUGUAACAAUGGAGGAUUUCCAGAAGUCGAAAGAAAAUGUUCUCUACAGAAAGAAGGAAGGAGCUCCAGAAGAACUUUACUUGUAA
Caenorhabditis remanei is the source of this 1332-nucleotide messenger RNA. RefSeq lists its product as uncharacterized. The record is from RefSeq and is a predicted model, not a curated record. The transcript has 4 exons. Bases 1 to 1332 code for a protein of 443 amino acids. Gene Ontology annotation, cellular component: proteasome regulatory particle, base subcomplex. Gene Ontology annotation, biological process: proteasome-mediated ubiquitin-dependent protein catabolic process. Gene Ontology annotation, molecular function: proteasome-activating activity; ATP binding; ATP hydrolysis activity. NCBI's taxonomy places the organism in Eukaryota, Metazoa, Nematoda, Chromadorea, Rhabditida, Rhabditidae.